AUGGGUACCAGUCCACUAGAGCAUUCACCAUCCCUCAAGUUAGCAAGCCCCAGUGGCAAUUCACUUACUCUCAUAUGUAACAAUAGCAUUAGUGGCCAAAAGAAUGCUAUUCAAUGCUCAGGUAACAUGAAAAUAGACAUUCCAAAUGGGCCAAUAAAUGCAGCCAACCACUCUGUAGUGUCUGAAUUUGUGCUCCUGGGACUCUCAAAUUCCUGGGAGAUUCAGAGUUUUCUUUUUUUCUUUUCUUGUCUUUUCUAUGUGUCCAGCAUCACAGGAAACCUUCUCAUAGUGGUCACUGUAACCACUAACCCUUAUUUGCACUCCCCCAUGUAUUUUCUGCUGGCCAAUCUCUCUGUCAUUGAUCUGAUAUUUUGCUCUAUUGCAGCACCCAAGAUGAUUUGUGAUAUUUUCAGGAAGAGGAAAGUCAUCUCCUUUGGAGGCUGUAUAGCUCAGAUCUUUUUUAGCCAUGCUGUUGGCAGCACAGAGAUAGUGCUGCUCAUAGCCAUGGCCUUUGACAGAUAUGUGGCCAUAUGUAAGCCUCUCCACUACCUGACUAUCAUGAGCCCACGAAUGUGCAUUCUGAUUUUAGUGAUUUCCUGGACCACUGGUCUCAUUCACUCAUUGGUUCAGUUGGCUUUUGUUGUAAACUUGCCCUUCUGUGGCCCCAAUGUAUUGGACAGCUUUUACUGUGACAUACCUCGGCUCAUCAAACUUGCUUGCACUGAUACCUAUAAACUGGAGUUCAUAGUUACUGCUAAUAGUGGGUUCAUUGCCUUGGCUGCUUUCUUCUUGCUCAUCCUCUCUUAUAUUUUUAUCCUGGCCACUCUUCAGAAACACUCCUCAGAGGGUUCAUCAAAGGCUAUUUCCACUCUGUCAGCUCAUAUUGCUGUCGUAGUUUUAUUCUUUGGUCCGUUGAUUUUUUUCUAUAUGUGGCCGUCUCCUUCAACACCUCUGGAUAAAUUUCUAGCCAUAUUUGAUGCAGUUUUGACUCCUUUUUUAAAUCCAGUCAUUUACACAUUCAGAAACAGAGAGAUGAAGAUAGCAAUUAGGAGAGUGUUGGGUCAGGUUAUGGGUUUUAGAAGAACCAAUUAA
Nycticebus coucang (slow loris) is the source of this 1092-nucleotide messenger RNA. Its product is annotated as olfactory receptor 4F3/4F16/4F29-like. Lineage: Eukaryota; Metazoa; Chordata; Mammalia; Primates; Lorisidae. The record is from RefSeq and is a predicted model, not a curated record. Gene Ontology annotation, cellular component: membrane. The transcript has 2 exons. Bases 1 to 1092 code for a protein of 363 amino acids. Gene Ontology annotation, biological process: G protein-coupled receptor signaling pathway. Gene Ontology annotation, molecular function: olfactory receptor activity; G protein-coupled receptor activity.